Molecule: messenger RNA, 888 nt
Organism: Kwoniella botswanensis
Lineage: Eukaryota; Fungi; Basidiomycota; Tremellomycetes; Tremellales; Cryptococcaceae
Exons: 2
Coding region: 1-888 (295 amino acids)
Source: RefSeq, a predicted model, not a curated record
AUGGCAACUGCAACAGCAACGAUGGAUGAUCUGGUAGCUUCACUGGGAGGUUCAAUGCAUGUAUCUCCAGAUCUCAAGGCACUUCAGGAAUACUUGGCACAAAACAUUGUUCGACCAUCAUCAUCUAUACCCCUAUCUUCUCCUGGCAUAUCAUUCCGACCCAUCCCGCCUUCUCGAUCAACCUCAUCAACACGUAAACCUACAUCUUUACCUUCUUCUUACUCAUACCCCGACCCCAACAUGGGUAUGAUACCGCAGGCAUAUCCUUCACCGAUCUCCCAACAUAAUUCAUUUUUUGGGUCGUUCCAGGACGAUUCAAUAAUGAAUGUGAAUACUCCCACUAUCCACACUCAGAGACCUGGUGGACCACUACGUCGAUCAUCUUCCUAUGGGUUCGGCUUAGCACCACCGUCACCUCAGACUGCUUACUCCAGCUUCGAGGCCGAUGCGUUCGCUCCAUUAUGGCAACAGCAGCAACAACAGACACAAGUACAAGUACAAGACCCAUGGGCUAAGAUCAGAUCGGCACAAGGGUCCAAUGUAAAUGCUUUUUCCCAAUAUCAACAACAUCAACAUCAACAAGCUGGUCCCUCGCAACAGCCUGCUUCCGGCUUUGGGUCAUUCAGACCACCCCAAGGAUUCGGCUUGGUCCACCAGCAUCAGUAUCAUCCGAUAGGGGUGGGUAUGGGCGGGACUCCACCUACACCACCGGCAGAGGACGAUGAAGAGAUGAUGGAUGAAGAUUCGAUAGAUGCUGAGAUGGACAAUUACGAUGAUGAGGAAGAUACAGUUGAGAGAGUUAUGGGUUUAACGUCGACAUCAGUGGCGAUACAAGGCCAGGGACGAGGGGACGUGGAUAGUUGGGCAAGAGGGAGGAGGAAGUUUUAG